UGCUCUGGUUUUACUGAAAAAACUGAGAUACCCAACUUAUUGGAAACCUAGUAUCUUAUGCAUUCAGGCUAUUUCAUUCCUUCCGUAGCCUUGGGGGUGGAGGUGAGGCAUGUCCACAUCCUGGAAUCAUGGGCAGGGCCUUGGCCAACAUCCGGGUGUUGGUAGGGCAGGGGCGGGACCCUGGGGGUGUGAGACCAUUUAAAGGCUCCCCAGGGAGGCUCCCCAGCUCCGAGCUCACUGCCUGCUCACCACGUGGUUCCUGGCCCUGUGCCUGGCUGUGUCCCUGGGAUGGACUAAUGAGUAUCAGGAGAUGCAGGAGUGGAGCGGCACUGAGUCUCAUGCUGGUCUCACCUCCCCAUGUCGUGGGCCUCGUCCAGUCCCGGGUCAUAGGAGACUGGGAGUGUGAGAAGCGUCCGAGACCCUGGCAGGUGGCUGUGUACUGUCACACUGACUUCCAGUGCGGGGGUGUCCUGGUGCAUCCCCAGUGGGUGCUCGCAGCCGCCCACUGCAAGAGCGACGAUGACCAGGUCUGGCUGGGGUGCUGUGACUCGUUUGAGGAUAAAGACACAGUCCAGUUCCUCCAGGUCAGUGACAGCUUCCCACACCCUGACUUCAAGCUGAGCCUCUUGAAGCAGAACAUCUUCAUCCCAGGAGACGACUGCAGCCACGACCUCAUGCUGCUCCGCCUGGUGCAGCCCACUCGGCUCACAGCCGCCGUGCAGGUCCUGGCCCUGCCCGCCCAGGAACCCGCACUGUGGAGCCUCUGCUGUGCCUCCCGCUUGAUGUACCCAGAUGAACUUCCGUGUAUGGACCUCACACUCCUGUCUAAUGAUGUGUGUGCCAAAAGCUCCCUCGAGAUGGUGACAGAGUUCCUGUCGUGUGCUGGGCCCUUGGAGGUUGGCAAGGAAACCUGCGUGGGACCAUCCAUGGGCAGAACCUGGACCCUGCAUCCCAUCCCCAGUGGCCAGGACCCCACCCCCUGACGGCCUCAUCCUCAUCUCCAUUCUCACCUGGAUUGCAGCCCCAUCUCAAUUCCAUCCUCAAGCCCAACUGCAUCUUCAGUUCCAGCUGCAGACCCAUUCCCAGUCCAGGCCUGCUCUCCAACUUUGUGCCAAGCUCCUUUUCACAGGUGAAGAAAAGCGCGCUGCUUUUCUAUUCAGGCCCGGUCCCCAAGAUGAAGCGCCGCCCCCGAAAUGAAGCCCCGCCCCUGAGCUGAAGCUCUGCCUCCGGUCCUGCCCGACCCAGGAAGGCCCCGCCCUGAGUCAGGCCACGCCCCCAGCCCUGCGCUCGCAGCAAAAGGCAGUGUGCACCCCUUGGGGAUGCAACAGGAGCCGCACAGUGGAGUCCUUCUUCCUGCAAACGGCCAUCUGCCAGGGCUGGCAGGGCGGGCUGCUCUCCGUGCCAUUAAUGAUGAGAGUUUUCCCAGCAUCGGCCUGGACUCCUGGAGGCGAAGUCAGAGCUCAAAGGGGAGGAAUCAGGGCUUUGGGGCGGGGCCAGAGCUCAAGGGUCAGGAUGAGGACCCAGGAAGCUUCAGGAGGGCGAGGUAGGGACAGAGUCUCUGGUCAAGAGAAUGACCAGCGGGGACCCCUCUUCUGGACCUCGCCCCCUCCACACUUCAUCUCUCUGCGCCCUCAGACACGUAGUUUCGAAACUCACCCCACUGCGCACAUCAUCUCACAUUCACACCUUUCCCUCUUCCAGACCGGUCCUGCCGCUCAGGCGGGAGUUGUGGGAAGUCUCCCAGUCCACCGAGUCCUCAGGUGAGGCCAGGCGCAUUGGCCAGGUCGGCCCACCCUCCCUCUCACUCCUUUCUCCCACUGUCUCCCAGGAGAUCUCUGGGCAGGGAAAGGGCACCUCAUCCUCGGCUCCGAGAUUUUGGCCCUGAGACAUGGAGCCUAGGGACGUAGAGAACGGGAGUGGGACACAGCCAGGAGGAGAUGAUAAAGAGUCAACAACAGGAAGUGGCAGCAGUGGGAAGAUGGAGUGACGGUGACAAAAAAAAAAAAUCAGAAAAACAUGGAGUAAAACUCGGAAACAUGGACACUAGGGGGGAGAGGGAGAGAGAGAAAGCAAAAGCGUCCAAGCUAGGCAGAACCAGGUGAUGGCGACACAGCUUGAGAGGAGAGCUGGCAGGAUGCUGAGUCUGGAGGGUACAGAGACAGAGAGGGACAGACUCAGAGACUCACAGACGGAGACACAGACGUCAGACACCCAGAAGGUGAGAUGGGGGGCAGAGAGGCAGGACACAGCCACACACUUUCACUCACUCAUGUGGCCCAUCUGGCCUGGGCUGAGCUGCCAUCUGCCACCAGUUCUUGGAGCCACACGGAGCUCCACGCGGAGUUAUAAGCAUCUCUUUGCCGGGCUGUCCCACCCCUAGGGCUGGUGGCCACAUGCCUUAGCGGUCAGACAGUGCAAUCUUUCGGUCCACGCUCCUCCGCCUACCACCUCCAGAUCCGGGUGCCCAGAGCAGGGGUUGGGGCCAGGCACUGAGGGACUUCUGGCCCAGAACCCCAGGCUGCCCUCACCUCCAGCUAACACCCCAUUCUUGAUUCCUGGAGGUCUCCCCAUCUCAGUGUCUCCUUUGCGUUAGGUUUAUUCUCUGACACAGUGGCUCAUUUAUAUUCAUCCAUUCUUCUUUUCUAAUAUCAUCGUUUAAAGCUAUAAAUCUGUUGCUUUCCACAAGUUUUGCUGUGUAAUAUAUAUAUAUAUAUAUUUUAUCAUUCAACUCUCAACAUUUUAAAAUUUCCAUUAGGAGUUUUUCCAAUAUGAUUUAAUUUUCAUCGUGAAUUAUUUAGAGAGGUGGUUGUGUUUUAACUUCUGCGUGUGUGGAUAUUCUGUCAAUGUGCUCACUGAAUUUUAAUUUUCUUGCAUCGUGGUUGGAGAAUGUGACUAUGACACGGAAUCCUUUUUAUGAUACAUAACUGUGUUGAAAUCUCA
Molecule: messenger RNA, 2940 nt
Organism: Equus caballus (horse)
Lineage: Eukaryota; Metazoa; Chordata; Mammalia; Perissodactyla; Equidae
Source: RefSeq, a predicted model, not a curated record